This is a messenger RNA of Ostrea edulis (European flat oyster), 1615 nucleotides long. Its product is annotated as 1-acyl-sn-glycerol-3-phosphate acyltransferase beta-like. The transcript is spliced from 6 exons. Bases 291 to 1115 code for a protein of 274 amino acids. The record is from RefSeq and is a predicted model, not a curated record. Gene Ontology annotation, cellular component: endoplasmic reticulum. NCBI's taxonomy places the organism in Eukaryota, Metazoa, Mollusca, Bivalvia, Ostreida, Ostreidae. Gene Ontology annotation, biological process: phosphatidic acid biosynthetic process. Gene Ontology annotation, molecular function: 1-acylglycerol-3-phosphate O-acyltransferase activity.
AAGUAAUGUACAUUAUGUAUGUUCUUAUAAACACACAUACACAGCUGAUGUAUACAAUGUACAUCAACCCUGCGGGCAAUAUACACGCUGAGAACCAGAGACUUCCGUAUUCUUAACCCUUCACGACUCGAGGGACUGAUAUCGCGUACGUUGUACCCAUGAUUUAAUCUUUGCUUGAUGUGAUUCACGUUUUCUGUGCCAACACUAGGUGUAAAUCAAAAAAGCAAACAAUCUCCACGUGGAUGCGAUCGGGCUGUUUUAUUAUGUGUGUAUGACAAACAAACAGGGCGAUGGAGAGCGAGGGGAUAUUUGGGAUCUCUUAUUCGGUGCUCAUCACUUCAUUGAGCGUGGGGAUAUUGACAUGGAUAUUCUUCGAUAAAAUUCAAUUUUUUGCAAAACACUUCAUCGCCAAUUUGAGUUGGCAGGUGUUUUCAUUAAUUCCUAUAAUUUCUUCGUUAUUCUAUGGAAGAAUUCCUACCAACAGAAGGUUCUUUAGCAUAGGAGUAAAACUCGCCAACAAAUAUCUCAUCGGAACUAAGUACAUAGUGAGGGGCCAGCAAAUCCUGGAGGACGACUUCGCAUGUGUCAUCGUAUCCAAUCAUCAAAGUUCCCUGGAUGGUAAUUUUAUGGUCCACCUUGGGAAUUAUAAAGGUUCCACGGUUAUCCUGAAGAAAUCCCUGCUGUACGCCUCGGGACUACUCGGACUUGCCUUUUAUUGUAGUGGGUCUAUAUUUGUCGAUAGGAAAAAUCCCGAGAGAGCGAAAGAAUCACUCAAUAAUGCUCUAGAUAAAGUCAUUAAGGAAAAGUUAAAACCACAGUUCUAUCCAGAAGGCACUCGUCACAUGGGGGAGGAAAUGUUACCAUUCAAGAAGGGUGCCUUUGUGAUGGCGAUUAACGGGCAGAUUCCAAUCCUCCCCGUUGUUGCGUCCAGUUACCGUCAUUUUUACGACAAGAAAAAGAAAAUUUUCAAAAAAGGCUCUGUGAUUGUGACGUGUCUUCCGCCCAUUCCAACAAAAGGACUGACUUUAAAUGAUGUCAAUGAUCUAAUACACAAAGUGCGGAGCGUGAUGCAGGAUACCAUAAACAGAACUACUGAGGAAGUAGAGAGCUUAUAAUAAAUAGAACUAUUGAGGAAGUAGAGAGUUUAUAAUAAAUAGAACUACUGAGGAACUAGAGAGCUUAUAAUAAAUAGAACUACUGAGGAAGUGGAAAGCUUGCAAUAAAUAAAACUACUGAAGAAGGUGAAAGCUUACAAUAAAUAGAACUACUGAGGAAGUAGAAAGCUUAUAAUAAAUAGAACUACUGAGGAAGUAGAAAGCUUAUAAUAAACAGAACAGAGAGCUUACAUAAUUUAUUACACGUGGCAUGAGUUCGUACACGUUCAUGAUUCAAGAUUGUAUAUUUUUUCCACAAUACAAUUAUGGACGGAAAACGUUUGCUGAGUCAUGGGUUAUAUUUUCUUUUCAAACACGGAUUAAUGAGAAAAAUUAUCAGAUUCAUUUUCUACGCGAGUAUAAACUAGAUUGUGCUGUCUUAAAUGAUGUUUGUAUGUACGUAUAUUUAUUACAUUGAAAUGUUCUGUAUUUCUAUAUCUAAAUACAUGUACAUCAUUUAC